Molecule: messenger RNA, 9126 nt
Organism: Aspergillus aculeatus ATCC 16872
Lineage: Eukaryota; Fungi; Ascomycota; Eurotiomycetes; Eurotiales; Aspergillaceae
Exons: 15
Coding region: 1-9126 (3041 amino acids)
Biological process (GO): secondary metabolite biosynthetic process; fatty acid biosynthetic process
Molecular function (GO): phosphopantetheine binding; oxidoreductase activity, acting on the CH-OH group of donors, NAD or NADP as acceptor; fatty acid synthase activity
Source: RefSeq, a predicted model, not a curated record
AUGGCAUCCGACGCGGUCCCCCCGCUCGCCAUCAUUGGGCUAUCCUUCCAGUUUCCCGGAGAUGCAACGACUCAAGAUGCGUUCUGGAACAUGCUGGCUGAAGGUCGAUGUGCAUCCAGCGAGUUCCCCGCGGACCGAAUGAAUAUCGAUGGCCAUCACAAUCCCAACAGAGAUAAGUUGCACAGUGUGUCUUGCAGAGGAGGACAUUUCCUCACUCGUGAUCUCGCGGCAUUUGACGCGCCUUUCUUCAACAUCUCCGACACCGAAGCGAAAGCCAUGGAUCCGCAACAGCGCCUCGCCUUAGAGACCGUGUAUCGAGCUCUUGAGAACGCGGGCCUUCCGAUGAACGAGGUGGCCGGCUCAAAGACGAGCGUGAUGGCCGGUUCCUUCUGCAACGACUAUCAUGCAAUCCAGACCAAAGACACUUUGAAUAUUCCCAAGACGGCUACCAUGGGCAGCUCCCAGAGUAUGAUCGCAAACCGUAUCAGUUGGUUCUUUGACUUGCAAGGGCCAAGCGCAACGGUAGACACUGCCUGCUCGAGCAGUCUCAUGGCCGUGGAUUUGGCAUGUCAGUCGCUAUGGAGUGGUAAUGCGACGAUGGGAAUUGCCCUCGGGUGUAACGUCAUACUCGCCCCUGAGAUGACGAUCGGCUUGGAUAACCUUGGGCUUCUGUCCCGCGAUAGCCGCUGUUACAGCUUUGACAAUCGUGCCAACGGAUAUGCAAGAGGUGAAGGCAUCGGUGCUGUGAUUAUCAAACGUCUCGAUAAUGCCGUUGCAGCCGGAGACACUGUCAGAGCGGUCAUUCGGUCGUCGAGCUCCAACCAGGACGGCAAGACUCCGGGGAUCCUGCAGCCAAGUAAAGACGCGCAGGUCCGUUUGAUUCGUGACACCUAUCGGAAAGCCGGUCUUGACAUGCGGGCAACCAGAUAUUUCGAGGCGCAUGGCACCGGAACUCCGGUUGGCGAUCCCAUUGAGACUAGGGCGAUCGGAUCAGCCUUUCAAGGUUAUCGCUCAUCCGACGACCCACUUUACGUGGGCUCUGUCAAAUCCAACAUCGGCCACCUAGAGGGAGCAAGUGGUAUUGCGGGCCUGAUCAAAGCAGUUCUUAUCUUGGAGAAAGGGAUCAUUCCCCCAAACAGUAGCAAUUUGCAGACACUGAACCCUCAGAUUGAUGAGCAGUACCUUAAUCUGAAGAUCUUAACGCAUGCAAUUUCUUGGCCCUCGCCAGGCCUACGCAGAGCCUCUGUCAAUUCCUUCGGCUUUGGUGGCGCCAAUAGUCAUGUCAUUCUCGACGAUGCUUACAACACCUUUUGCAUGCACGGUAUCGAAGAUGGACGUCACCAGACUGUCAUCGAGCCUUCCUUGCUUCAUGACGCAAAGAUCCCAGUACAGGCAGAUGGUCAUCCUGAGAAUGGCACCGAUCCUCCGAGCCGCCUGAGAAAUGGCAUUGUGGUUCCCACAUCUGAACGUGCCGUUCUAGUGUGGUCUGCAGCAGAUGAAGCGGGCAUCAAAAGACUUGCUAACUCGUGGCGGCAGUAUGUUGCUGAUACGGAAGCGAUGGACCGCCCCACGGUAGCCACUAUACAAGACUUGGCUUUUACGCUGUGUGCGAGGCGGAGCCGACUGACAUGGAGGGCUUUUGCCGUUGCAAAGCCAGCGGAAGACUUGCACGUUACAAUGGAUAAGAUUAGUGCUGCUAUAUGCUCCAAGCCAAACCCACAUUUAGCCUUCGUGUUCACGGGUCAAGGAGCCCAGUGGCAUGCUAUGGGCCGUGAACUGAUUGAUCGAUACGAUGCCUUCAAAGACAGUCUACUUGAUUCGAGCAACUAUUUGAAGAGGCUUGGUUGUGCGUGGGAUGUUCUAGACGAGAUGCAGAGAGAUGAAGUUGACUCUCGAGUCAACGACCCGACGUUUGGACAGCCACUCUGCACAGCACUGCAGAUCGCUUUGGUAGAGCUCCUCCAAUCUUGGAAUCUCAGGCCUGAUGCAGUGGUUGGCCAUUCCUCUGGCGAGAUUGCAGCUGCUUACUGUGCAGGUGCAAUCACGAAAGGUUCUGCUCUGAAGAUAGCGUACUUCAGAGGCUUCCUCACCGGGAUCUUGGGGAAGUACCGUACUAUGACACCCGGUGCUCUCGCUGCGAUGGAGGCAAUGAAACAUGGGGACAAGUGUCAAGAUUGUGUGACGAGCAAAGUCCCGUUUGAUAUUUCCUGUUUUGAACGGUUCCAGAAAGCAAUCCCUGAAGAAGGUGGCGCAAAGGGCGAAUACUGUAAACGCUCUCUCGCAUGGCAGCUCACGAGGCAUCUGACCAGUGGUAUGCAUGGCGCUAUGCUCGCCGUGGGUAUGUCGAGCCGAGAAGUGCAGAAAUAUCUAGAGUCCGUGGCCUCUCACUUCCGUGAACUCAAGCUUGAAGUUGCUUGCAUCAACAGCCCCACCAGCGUCACUAUUUCUGGGCAAGCGAGCCAGAUCGACUUCCUUCAGCAGAUCCUAGUCGAGAACAAGGUUUUCGCAAGAAAACUUGCAGUCAAUGUCGCAUAUCAUUCAUCUCAGAUGAAGGAGAUUGCCGGAAUAUAUCAAAAGCUAUUAGCGGAGCUGGAACGACCAGCUAAAGCCAAGAAGCCGCCGGUGAUGGUAUCCAGCGUCUCAGGGACAUGGAUCUCGGAAGAGGAGCUUUCCAAACCCGAGUACUGGGUGAGGAACCUGGUUUCGCCCGUGUUAUUCGACGAUACUCUCUCAAAGUUGUGUACCCAACCAACAACAUCAACUCGAAGAUUCGAUGGAAGUCAUCGCCGCAAUGUCGCGCCAGACCACCUCCUAGAAAUUGGGCCUCAUUCCGCCCUUCAAGGUCCUUGUGGAGACAUUCUCAAGGCCGUGGGCAAGCAUGAUCAAAUCACCUACAUUCCACUUCUGCGCCGUGGUCGCUCUGCCGUUGACUGCAUGAUGCACGGGGCAGGCCGCCUGCACUGUAGCGGCUACCCGAUUGACUUGCUUUCAGUCAACAAUGGAGGUGAACCCGAGCCACAGCACAACAGUCGCGUGCUCGUCAACUUACCGGAGUACCCCUUCAACCACUCCAAGACAUACUGGUUCGAGAGUCGCAUCAGCAAAAGUUACAGAUUCCGUCGGUUCGGCCACAUGGAACUACUAGGUGUGCCUGACCCUGACGGAAAUCCCAUGGAGGCCCGCUGGAGAAAUAUCAUACGGCUUUCGGAGAUGCCAUGGGCGGGAGAUCAUAAGAUCAACAACAGCAUCCUGUAUCCCGGCGCCGGCAUGCUUGUCAUGGCUAUCGAAGCAGUUAAGCAACUGGCAGACCAGAGCCGGGGCAUCACAGGAUUUGACAUCAAGGACGUGGUCUUCUCGUCGGCUUUGCAGAUUCCAAGUCAUGCUGAUGGUGUUGAGGUGAGCGUUUACCUGAAGCGAGUCGGAAAUGCCAACAAGGAUGCAACGGGCUGGUUCGAGUACCGCGUUUGCACGUACAAUAAUGAAUCGUGGAUUGAGAACAGCUCGGGUUCAAUCCAAGCUCAUUAUGAGUCCGAUGUGCAGACGCCAAACAUCAGCGAUGGUGAAGAAGCUAAAUGGCAGGCGUCUCUUGUCGAGAAUGGCCAGCGUGCAAGCGAACAAUGUGCAUCGCAUGAAGACUCAGGCAGAUUUUAUGAAGGGCUGCGCAACUGUGGGUAUUACUAUGGGUCGAUGUUCAGAGUCAUUGAGGGCAAUGUUUCCAAGCAGUACGAUGGGAAAGCCAUGAUUGCAGAAGUCAAGGUCUUCAAACCUGACUGCACAACAGGAUCAGAGGUCUAUCCCGCGCAUACAAUCCACCCUACCACGCUAGACGGUGUGGUUCAAAUGAUGGCAGCGCUAGCCACUGACGCCGGACAGCGAACGAUUCCUGUCUCCGUGCCCACGAGCAUCACCCGACUCUGGAUCUCCAAUACAGGUAGACUAAGCUAUCCUUCGGCAGAACUCAUCAAAGUAUAUGCGACUUCCGUUCAAUCUGCUCUUGGCAGCACACAGUAUACCAUGACGGCAUUUGACCGCAACGUAUCCAAGGCUCUAUUGAACUUGGAAGGACUAAAAGUGACCUCAAUCGCGAGUCCAGAGAAUGUCUCACCCUCAGACCAAUUCAAGGCCGAUAAUUUAUGCCAUCACGUCGAAUACAAGCCAGACACUGAUCUUCUCACCAACCACGGAUUCCUAACUGCGUUUGGCAAAAAGGAACUCCAAGUUCAGGGCCCGGCGCAGCAUUUGCGAGAUAUGGAGUUCCUGAUUGCGACCUGCAUCAACAAAUACGCCGAUCCGCUCAGUGAGAUGGACAAAAGCAGUCUACCCCCUUACACGAUUUUAUACACUGAGUGGAUUCUGGAGCGUAAACGAUUACUGGAGCUAGAUGUGUCGGACUUCGGCUCAAUCGAGUGGCGGCAUCACAUGGACGACGAGGCCUACGUAACAGAGGUUCAUAGACGGGUCGAAAGCGCCAGCAAGCGAGGCCUUCUCGUGAGCACUCUCUGCAAGAACCUUAUGGAGAUUCUCAACGAUCCUUUGCCUCAUCUCUUCAAGGACAAUCUGCUUACCGAUGUGUAUUCUGAGAUGUUGUACGGCCUUCCAGCGGCAACAGCCCUCGCGAGAUACAUCGACGCUCUCGCCCACAAGAACCCUCGCAUGAACAUCCUCGAGAUCGGGGCUGGCACUGGGGCAAUGACUGAGCUCUGCAUCAAGGCCCUGGCAUCCCCGGAUAUAGAAAAUGCAUCGCGCUAUGCCAAUUGGGACUUCACUGACAUCUCCAGCUCGUUCUUCCCGGACGCCGUGAACCGCUUCGAGACCGAAAAGCGGCGGUUGAAUUUUCGUGUGUUGGAUAUUGAGCAGGAUCCAGAGACCCAAGGCUUUGAUUCGGGAUCGUACGACUUAGUUGUUGCUUUUCUGGUUCUUCAUGCAACAGCCGAUCUAGCAACCAGUUUGAAGAAUGUUCGGAAGCUUUUGAAAACGGGUGGGAAAUUGUUGCUUUUCGAGAUCACGCAUCCUGAUCCGGUUCGGGCUAGCUUUGUGUUCGGGCUUUUCGAGGGUUGGUGGCGUUAUGACUACGUCGAUACUUCAUGUCAUGAAGCGACGCUCAUCGUUGCGAGCGCUGUGUCUUCUGGUCCGAAUGCGGAGGCGACGAGGACCGAUAUGGCUCUAGCCAAACCUUCCGCGCCGUUCACCCAGAAGGAAGUUGGUAUCGUUCUCAACACGGCCAAUCCUCGUCAGGUCGAGCUUGCGAAUAUGCUAUCUGAGCUACUUGACCAGACUGGAGUUAGCGCCGUGAAGCGAGGUCUGGAGGAUAUCAAGAAACGAGACCUUUCUUCCGGUGUCCUGGAUAUCUCUCUCCUCGAUUUCGACUUUCCUUUCACAUACAACAUGAAGGCGGAAGAAUACGAAGGCCUCCAACGAUUGAUAACCACAACGACGAAUCUCAUCUGGGUUGACAGCGGGGGAGGUCAUGAACCCUCGCCUCAGUUUCGACUUGUUGACGAGGAAAGCACGAUCCUGCACCAGGCAGGGCAGAUUGCUAAGGUAUUCGAAGCCGUCACAUCAGAAGCAACGGACGUCGACACAGAGUACAGGGUGAUCGACGGGGUGAUCCACAUCGGUCGUUUGGUCGCCGCUCGAGGCAUCUCUCAGACCAUCGCCAGGAUGAAGCUACCACAGCAAAGAGAGCUCAGAGCAUACGGCGCAGGCCCACCGCUCCGCCUCGAAGUUGGCACGCCAGGUCUUCUGCAUACCCUCCAGUUUGUCGAGGAUAAAUCUUUACGUGACCCCUUGAAGCCGGACGAGGUUGAAAUCCAGGUGAAAGCUGUGGGCCUCAAUUUCCGCGACGUCUUGAUUGCCUUGGGCCGCCUGGAAAGCGACACGCUCGGUGCUGAGUUCGCGGGAGUUGUGGUCCGUGUCGGGUCCCAGUGCCAGCGGUUCAAAGCUGGUGAUAGGGUGGUUGUCUUCCAUCCGAGUCGCUAUGCAAACUACGUUCGUGUACGUGAGAACAUGUCUAUCGUCAAGAUCGCGGACGAGACUGUGCCAAUGUCAUUCGUGACUGCGGCUGCGAUACCUGUGGCCUUCACUACUGCGUGGAUCACGCUGACGCGGUUGGCGAGGCUACAAGCAGGGGAAUCGGUCCUUAUUCACUCAGGCGCAGGCGGCACCGGGCAAGCAGCCAUCCAGGUUGCUAUGUAUUGCGGAGCGAAGAUUUUCACGACUGUUUCGACGGAAGAGAAGAAACAAUUUUUGAUGGAGCGCUAUAACAUUCCAGGGAAUCACAUCUUCUCCAGCCGCAACACACUGUUCGCCAAGGGGAUCAAACGCCUGACAGGAGACCGGGGUGUCGAUGUUGUGCUCAACUCACUGGCUGGCGAAAUGCUUAUCGCAUCUUGGGAGUGCAUUGGGCCAUUUGGACGAUUCAUCGAGAUUGGCAAGAACGAUAUCCUAACGAACACGAAGCUUCCAAUGUUGCACUUUGAGAAGAAUGUGACCUUCACGGCGGUGGACCUUGCCGAGAUGGCGUUUGACCGUCCGCAGCUGAUUCAACAAGCUUUGACAGACAAUGUGUUCAAGUUGAUUGAAGCAGGCAAUUUGAAGAUUCCUCAACCGUUACAGGCAUUUGGCGUUGGAGAUCUUGAGCAAGCUUUGCGCCAUCUGCAGAGUGGAAGAAACUCGGGCAAGGUAGUGGUGGAACUUCGCAAUGAUGAGCAAGUCAUGACACUUCUGGAUACUACACCAUCCUUUGCAUUUGAACCCAACGCCACGUAUGUGAUUGCAGGCGGCUUGGGAGGCCUUGGUCGAAGCAUCGCUAGUUGGUUUGUAGAGCGCGGCGCUCGCAACUUGAUCCUUCUCUCACGUUCAGGUCAGAAUAACGAGCAUGCACGCGAGCUGGUGGCGAGCCUGGAGCGCCAGGGUGCCCGAGUCGUCACGCCAAUGUGUGAUAUCACGGAUCAAGCGUCCCUCAAAGUUGUCCUCAACGUCUGUCGUCAACUGAUGCCCCCGAUCCAAGGGUGCGUACAAGCAUCAAUGGUUGUCAAGAGCGGCAACUUCGAAAGCCUCGACUACGAUUCCUGGAAGGCAUGCACGGCGCCAAAAGCCCAGGGCUCCUGGAACCUGCACGAGCUUCUCCCGCGCGGCAUGGACUUCUUCGUCAUGCUCUCCUCCAUCAGCGGGAUCUGCGGCCCCCUGACCGAUGCCAGCUACGCAGCGGGGAACACGUUUCUGGACGGUCUGGCCCGGUACCGCGUCAGUCAGGGCGAGAACGCCGUCUCUUUAGAUCUGGGCCUCUUCCUGUCAGCUGGAUACUUCCGGGAGAACCCGGACAAGCGCAAUCUGUUCCUGGCCAACACCGUGUGGGACGAGAUCUCCGAGGCGGACCUCCACGGAUUAUUGGACAUCUAUUGCAACCAGAAGAGCUCGUCGCCGCUACAGAGUCAGGUCGUGGUCGGCAUCACGCCACGCACCGCGGAGACCGGUCGCGCCAAGGCCGACUGGAUGAAACGGUCCUUCUUCCGCCAUCUAUCUACCUUGCUCGAGACACCUGCGGAGGGACAGUCAGCGUCUGCGUCAGCUUCUGCGUCGGGCGACGGCAGCUCCAACCUGGCGGCCCGGUUCGCGGCGGCCCGGACGACGAGCGAGGCGGUCGAAAUUGCGCUCCAGGCGACACGGGAGAAGGUGGCGAUCAUGCUGUCGGUGCCGGUGAACGAGAUCGACGUGGACAAAGCGAUCCAUCAGUACGGGGUGGACUCGCUGGCGGCGGUGGAACUCCGGAACUGGUUUUCGCGGGAGCUGCAGGCGGAGAUUGCCGUGUUUGAUAUCCUGGGGGGUGCGAGUAUUGCGUCGGUGGUGCGAUUGGCGGUGGGCCGGGUUGGCGGCGUUGGCGGUGGUGCUAAGGGUGCGAAUGAAGUAUACACACUCCCAGCAUCCAGCAUCAACAACCUCUAUAAGAACAAGCAGAACAACAACCCCCCUACAUACAAACACAUUGCAUCAACAAACCCAAUCCCUCCCUUGCAAAAAUCCCCCAUAAACCCCUCACCCAAAACAAAAAGUCCAACCAUGCCGAAACCCAAAGUCCUCCACCUGGGCGACCCCAUCAAAUACAACCACGACCUCUACGCCCGCUUCGCCGCCACCUUCGACGUGAUUCGGCCCCCGACCGCCGAGCGCGCACGCCCGGAAUUCAAGCGCGCCCUGCAGGAGCGCCGCUGGGGCAGCUUCGACGCCAUCCUCCGGCCCUUCUGGAACACGGGCGGCGAGAUGGGCAACUGGGACGAGGAGCUGAUCGCAUUGCUGCCGGAGAGCGUCAAGAUCAUCGCCAGCGCGGGGGCCGGGUAUGACUGGGUGGAUGUAGAGUGUUUAGCGAGAUACGGAAUAACCUACUGCAACGGCGCCGCGGCGUCCAGCGAAUCCGUGGCAGACGCCACACUCUUCCUCCUCCUCUCCGUCUUCCGGAACCUGCGGUGGUCGCACGCCGCGGCGCACAGCCUCUCCCCCGUCGCCUUCCAGGACGCCCACACCUACUCCCCGCUAACGGCCAGAAACCCCUCCACCCAGACGCUGGGGAUCAUCGGCCUGGGCGCGAUCGGCCUCACCAUCGCCCGGAAAGCCAGCGCCGCGUUCCCGGGGAUCCGGAUCGUGUACCACGAUCUCGUCCGCAAGGCCCCCGAGGUUGAGGGAAGUAUCAACGCUACCUUCUCGGAAACGCUGGACGGAGUGCUGGGGGAGGCGGACUGCGUGGUCCUCGCUACCCCUUUCGCCGGCAGAACGCUAAUCGAUGCUGCCACACUUCAGAAAUUCAAGAAAGGGGGGAGAUUGGUGAAUAUCGCCAGGGGCGGGUUGGUGGAUGAGGAGGCGCUGGUGCAGGCGUUGGAGGAAGGGCGGAUCAGUGCGGUGGGGAUGGAUGUGCAUGCCCGGGAGCCGGCGGUGCAUCCGCGGUUGGCACAGGAUCGGCGCGUGAUGAUGCUCAGCCAUAAUGCGGGGGGCACGAUGGAUACGCAUGUGGGCUUUGAGCGGUUGGCAAUGGAGAAUGUUCUCGGGUUUUUGCUGCGGGGGAAGGCUCUGACGCCGGUGAAUGCGCAUUUGAUUGGGGAUGGUGGGGGUAAGAAGGUGAGGAGUUUGUUGUAA